AUGAGAUGGGUGGCUAUAUAUAUAGAGCGGAUUAAGGGUUUCGAACAUAAAAUUCCUUCAGCUAAAGCUGUAGCUGAUAUAACCUUUACGAGGAUUCUGCAAGGGUUGGUUGGGGGACCAGAACUACAUGCAAAUCGACCAGUGUCUAUAAGACCCCUCUGUGCAAAGGUCCAAACAAAAGGGGGGUUGUCCAGUGUUAGGGCCACUGUAUGCAGCAUGGACUGGUCCCCCUGCCCUUCCUUCCGUAUUCCAAAGGGAUGUUAUUGUCGUGAGCAGUGUAAUGUAGUGAAAGCCACGUGGAAAGGCACGGGAAGUUCACGUUGUUCAGAGAAUGCAUCGUAG
Molecule: messenger RNA, 342 nt
Organism: Sphenostylis stenocarpa
Lineage: Eukaryota; Viridiplantae; Streptophyta; Magnoliopsida; Fabales; Fabaceae
Source: the annotation of a GenBank genome assembly